AUGUGCGCGGGAUGUCAUGUCGAAGUGCCGCGGGAAAUAGUGACAAAACGAGCGGUAAUCAGUGUGCGUACGACGGACAAUGCGUGCUUCGCGUGGUCGGUGGUCGCCGCUCUACAUCCGGCUGAAGAACAUGUGCAUCGGGAAUCAUCGUAUCCGCAUUAUACGACAGUGUUAAAUUUCACAAACAUCGAAUUUCCAAUGAUAUUGAAAGACAUUCAAAAAUUCGAGCAAUUGAACGACAUGUCAAUCAACGUGUAUAACAUCGAGAAUAAACGGGUCCUUCCUGUAUGGUUCACCAGCGACAAGAAAGAGAAACAUGUCAACAUGCUAUAUCUGCAAGAUCCACGCAACGACGAUGUAGGCCAUUUUGCGUGGAUUAAGAACCUGUCGCGCCUCGUGAGCUCGCAACUCAGCAAACAUAAGAAUAAAAAAUUUUUCUGCGAUCGAUGCUUGCACUACUUCAGUACGAGCGAAAAAGUGGAGUUACACGCAAUAGACUGCGGAAAAAUUAAUGAUUGUGCCAUCAGACUGCCGAGCGAGGACGACAAAUGGCUCGAAUGCAACAACCACUACAAUAAGGAGCGCAUUCCAUUCAUCGUCUACGCCGACCUGGAGUGCGUUCUGCAGAAGACGGAGCCCGACAAGGAAGAUGCGUCGUACACA
Molecule: messenger RNA, 663 nt
Organism: Trachymyrmex cornetzi
Lineage: Eukaryota; Metazoa; Arthropoda; Insecta; Hymenoptera; Formicidae
Exons: 2
Source: RefSeq, a predicted model, not a curated record